GUGUAAUCAUGAUUGGAAGUUGCUGACUGCACGAUAAUCUGUUAUGAGACGUGCAUCUCAUAUAAAAGGUCUCCUACUCUUCGCUCUACUCGCAAUAUUUCUCAGACUGCUACCACUGCCGAUACACUCGCGAAUUCUGACCGGAUUUCUCCCAAGGAUCAUGCUGAACACCAUCCCAACUACUGAGGCUGGGUGGCGGGCUUCCCUUGACGCUCUUCCUGCUACCCCCGACAAUAUCCCCGCGUUUUUCUUCGCCCAUGGAUCCCCGAUGCUUGCAUAUCCCAACAGCAGCACAACUACCUCUGCCCGCGCUGGAAUCCAAGCAUGGCAGGGUCCGACCGGACCGCUCGCUAACUUCCUCCGAGAUUUUGGUCCGACAUUGUUGAAGAAGUACAAUCCAAAGGGUAUAGUGGUAUUCAGCGCCCACUGGGAAACACUGGGGGAAAGGCUGGUCACAGACUACGGAGAUGAGAAUCCUCUCUUGAUGGACUAUUACGGAUUCCCGGAAGCACUUUAUCAGUUAAAAUUCAAGUCUCGGGGGGACUCGACGUUGACCAAGAGGGUGGUACAGCUUUUCAAAGACGCUGGGUACCUGACACGUACUACGACGAAACUGGAGCCGAGAGGCGAAGAUGGAAGAGGGUUCCCCGGGCCUGGCCUUGACCACGGGGUUUUCGUCCCGUUCCGUAUUAUGUUUGGAGAAGAAUUCACCGAUCUUCCCAUCGUGCAAGCAUCUAUCGACGCUAGUAUGAGCCCUGAAGGUAAUUGGAAGAUCGGCAAAGCAGUAGCAGAACUCAGGAAAGACGGUAUCCUAGUCCUUGCUGGCGGACUUCCGAUACACAACCUGCGGGAUUUUUCUUGUUUUCACCCUGAUACGGCCCAACCCCUAUAUCACGAAUUUCACAAAGCAAUCGUCGAUGCUGUACAAAUACCUGAGGACGAAUCGCGUAAGCGUGCACUGAUGGCUCUCACUGCGCACCGCGGUUUUCGGCUCGCAAAUCCCAGAGAAGAUCACUUUGUACCGUUAUACGUGGCGGCAGGGGCAGGUGAACAAGGUCGGGUUUCGGUUUUGAAUGGCUUGUUUGGUAUGGCUACAGUUGCAUUUGGACUAUGAACCAUGGAUGAUGGAAAUUGUUACAUCGACUUCAGUAACCAUUUUACG
Messenger RNA from Marasmius oreades (fairy-ring Marasmius), 1162 nucleotides. RefSeq lists its product as uncharacterized. NCBI's taxonomy places the organism in Eukaryota, Fungi, Basidiomycota, Agaricomycetes, Agaricales, Marasmiaceae. The record is from RefSeq and is a predicted model, not a curated record. The transcript has 4 exons. The coding region runs from base 44 to 1114 and encodes 356 amino acids. Gene Ontology annotation, molecular function: zinc ion binding; oxidoreductase activity, acting on single donors with incorporation of molecular oxygen; ferrous iron binding.